Molecule: messenger RNA, 996 nt
Organism: Cavenderia fasciculata
Lineage: Eukaryota; Evosea; Eumycetozoa; Acytosteliales; Cavenderiaceae
Gene: med19
Product: putative mediator complex subunit 19
Exons: 2
Coding region: 1-996 (331 amino acids)
Source: RefSeq, a predicted model, not a curated record
AUGCAAACCAACUUUGCUUCACUUUUACUCCCUCCUUUCUCCUCACCUCCCCCAAACUACCAACCAAUUAGUUUAGUAGCAACACGUGCUAGUGAUCAGACACUGUUCUUUAAGCAGAGAGAGACAGACAAGACAAGAAAGAGUGGGUCAAUAGAGAAAGAGAGAGUAUCUUCAACCACCACCUACUUUAUUCUAAAAAGAUCCAAUCAUCAUAUAUAUAUAGCUAGCGCGAUGACUAACGAGGAGGAACAAGUAUCUAGAAUAGAAGGUGAAACUAGCGUCGUUAACCAUGCUAGCGUUACAGUGGUAUCUGGUUACAAUAAUAGUAACAACGAUAUAUAUCUUUUGAAACCAAUUCAAAGACCUCCAGAAUGUAUAACGGGAGAAGUCAACCUACUUGAAAAGUUUAACAUGUUAAAGAUACUAAGAGACUUUAACUCUAAACAUCUAUCAUCAACUUAUAAAUCUUAUGUUAGAAAUCUACCUGGUGAUAAUUAUAUUAGAAGAGAAAAGAGUCAUUCUUCUUCCUCUUCACAUCAGUCUAACAAUAUUGCUGCAAAUCAACAACAUCCAACACCUCCAACACCCAACUCAAUUACUUCACCUCCACAACAACAACAACAACAACAACCAGAUGGAUCUAUAUCAUCACCUAGUACACAAUCUAUAAAUGGAUUAAGCAAGUUGGUCGAACAAGAAAACUAUUAUGACGAUCAACAAGAACUCAUUUUACUUUCACUUGGAGAGAGCCAAUUAAAGUCGGCAUUUACUCUUCAGGAUGGUGGAUACAUUCGACCUGAUAAAGACAAAAAGAAACAUAGACAUGAUAAAAAGAAAAAGAAAAGAAAACAUCGUGAUGAUCCACAAAAUGGUUCUGGGUCUGGAGGAAUGUUUCCAGUUUCAUUAUCAACAAAUAUGAAUGCAGAUGGAAAUAUGGAACAUAAAAAGAAAAAGAAAAGAAGAGAUAGAGAUGAUAAUAUUACUGUUGAACAUUAA